UCGCAUCGCCGUCUAAAUCCGAGCCCUCCCAUAUACUAGAGAGAUCCCUUCCGUUCCAGGUUCCCUUCCGUCUCCGCAGCAAGCCGAGCCGGGCCCCGAUCGGAAUUGGCCCCGCGGCCGGGACGCCGCACAAUACCAACUGUAUGAGGUAAAAACUGAACAGCCUCAUGCGUUUCCAGCCGGCAGCGCGCUGUCUCGCCGUUGCCCAGCAAUUCCGAAGUCCCUGGAGUCGAGCAUUCUCGACCUUCACCAACCCUGCCGCCAUGGCCGCGGUCAACAGCAGCAGCGCCGAGUCGGCGUCCCAAGCAAGGGAGGGCGUGACGCUCGCCGCGCUGCCCAAGUCGUGGCACUUCACCUCGGCGCUGCCCGCAGACCCCCUCUUUCCCACGCCUGCCGACAGCCACAAGGCGCCGCGAGACCAGCUCGGCCCGCGCCAGGUCCGCGGCGCCCUGUUCACGUGGGUCCGGCCCGAGAUCCAGAAGGACCCAGAACUGCUCGCCGUGUCCCCGGCGGCCAUGCGUGAUUUGGGGCUGGCACUAUCCGAAGCCGAGACGGAGGAAUUCAAGGAGACGGUAGUCGGCAACAAGAUCCACGGCUGGGAUUCCGACACGCUCUCGGGGCCGGGCUACCCCUGGGCGCAGUGCUACGGCGGCUUCCAGUUCGGUGACUGGGCCGGCCAGCUGGGCGACGGGCGCGCCAUCAGCCUGUUCGAGGCGACAAACCCGCGCACCGGCGUGCGGUACGAAGUGCAGCUCAAGGGCGCCGGCAUCACCCCUUACAGCCGCUUCGCCGACGGCAAGGCCGUCCUGCGCAGCAGCAUCCGCGAGUUCAUCGUCAGCGAGGCCCUCCACGCCCUGGGAAUCCCCAGCACAAGGGCCCUGGCCAUCAGUCUGCUGCCGCACAGCAAGGUCGUGCGGGAGCGCAUCGAACCGGGCGCCAUCGUCGUCCGGCUCGCCCAGACCUGGCUGCGCUUCGGCAACUUCGACAUCCUCCGCGCCCGCGGCGACAGAGCCCUCGUGCGCCGCCUCGCAACCUACGUCGCCGAGGAUGUCUUUGGCGGGUGGGAGACCCUCCCCGGCCGCCUCAAGGACCCAGAGAACCCGUCCGAGACUCCCGACCCCGAGCGCGGCAUCCCCAAGGACGAAGUCCAAGGCCCUGCCGGCGCUGAGGAAAACCGCUUCGCCCGCCUGUACCGCGAGAUCGUGCGGCGCAACGCCCUGACCGUCGCCAAGUGGCAGGCGUACGGCUUCAUGAACGGCGUGCUCAACACCGACAACACGUCCGUCUUCGGCCUGUCCAUGGACUUUGGCCCCUUCGCCUUCAUGGACAACUUCGACCCGCAGUACACACCGAACCACGACGACCACUUCCUGCGGUACAGCUACCGCAACCAGCCGACCAUCAUCUGGUGGAACCUCGUCCGCCUCGGCGAAGCGCUCGGCGAGCUGAUCGGCUCGGGCGCCGAUUGCGACUCGAGCACCUUCGUCGAGUCGGGCGUGACGGAAGACACGGCGCCGCCGCUCAUCGCGCGCGCCGAAAAGAUCAUCACCCAAGCCGGCGACGAGUACAAGUCGGUCUUCCUGGCCGAGUUCAAGCGCCUGCUCACGCUCCGCCUGGGCCUCAAGACGCAGCAGCCGACCGAUUUCGACGAGCUCUUCUCCCCGCUGCUCGACACCCUCGAGGCCCUCGAGCUCGACUUCCACCACUUCUUCCGGCGCCUGUCCGCCAUGCCCCUGUCCGCCCUCGCAACCCCGGAAUCCCGCCUCGCCCACGCGGCGCGCUUCUUCCAUGACGAAGACGUCGCCAAAACCAAACAACAACAACAACAACGACCACCACCGCGCCCCGACUCCGAGUCCGGCCGCCAGCGCCUGGCCGAUUGGCUCGCCGUCUAUCACUCGCGCGCUCUCUCCGACUGGGCCUCGUCACCGUCAUCAUCACUGUCAUCGUCAACCCCAUCAUCCACCUCACAACCACCAUCACAACCACCACCACCACCAUCCCAAUCCCCCCAACCCCCCGUGACCUCCACUUCCGCCUCCACCUCCGCCUCCACCUCAGUCUCCGCCUCAGCCGAGGCAGAACGCACAGCCGCCAUGAAGCGCGUGAACCCCAACUUCGUGCCGCGCGGCUGGGUCCUGGACGAGGUGAUCCGGCGGGUCGAGAAGGGCGGCGAGCGCGAGGUGCUCCGGCGCGCGCUGCACCUGGCGCUGCACCCGUUCGAGGACCGCUGGGCGGGCCGCGAGUUCGACGGGGUGCCGUACGAGGGCGACGCCGAGGAGGAGGCGCGGUGGACGGGAGACGUGCCGCCGGCCGAGAGGGCGCUGCAGUGUAGUUGUAGUUCGUGAUCGUCGAGGGUAAGAGAGCGGAGGGCUUGGGGGGGUUAUUAGUGAGGAGCGCGCAGGUUGCGCUCGGUGUCUUUUGGUCUGGCAACGGCAGCCUCGCUCGGUGUUGUAUGAUGGGAUUGCGCAAAGACGAGUCUCCUUCGUAAGGGACCUCAAG
Molecule: messenger RNA, 2502 nt
Organism: Thermothielavioides terrestris NRRL 8126
Lineage: Eukaryota; Fungi; Ascomycota; Sordariomycetes; Sordariales; Chaetomiaceae
Exons: 1
Coding region: 264-2348 (694 amino acids)
Source: RefSeq, a predicted model, not a curated record